CGUAGAAUUCCAAGUUUCCAGCCCACCACCACUCCCCGCCGGCACACGCGAAUGCCUAUUUAUCGAUCGACCUCCUCGCCGGCCGUACGUGCGGGCAGCCAGCGACGACCGGCGGCGAGGUGGGGCGGUGACCACGCGCGCCACGGCGCAGGCCGUUCACGUCCCGGGGCACUCUCGCCGUGGCUAACAGCCUAGCUAGCGCCUGCGAUCUUACGGGCAAAGGGCGUAAUACAUAUCGAUUGCUCCGUUCAACAUACCUGCUAAACGGGAAAGCACGAAGUACACAGGAUAACACAGAUGGGAGCCCGGAAUGGUAGAAACCGUUCUGCCGUCUUGGAUGACCUCUACGGAGUACAGCUUUGGCGCCCGUUGCCACAGUCGGCACAAGUAAGUGAGGACGAAACUCCACGAACCACCGCUGAAGGUGUAGAGUCAUCGACUUGUCAACUCCAGAAGGGUGGUAGAACACAACAAAGGCUGCUGAUCCGCUGCAGAAGACUAUGGCAGCACAGGCCUUCUUGCUUGAAGCCCAUCCACUGCAGCAUUACAUGUGACAAGCAUGCUGGCGAAACUAUUGCGAACGUUGUCACCUCACUGCCCUUCAUAGUUCUUGGACUGCAGACUCCAAGGAAGAACUUGAACACUGCUAUUUAUGCGAAUUCGCUGGUCGGGGUAGGAAUAGCCUCGAGCUUGUACCAUUCUUCCAAAGGAGAAAUCCGAAAGUUUCUGCGGUGGGCCGACUACACAAUGAUCGCUACCACCACACUGUGUCUAUCAAGAGCACUUAGGAAUGAGAACCCAAGAUUACUAAUGGCGGCAUCAGCGUUGCUCCUGCCAUUUCAGCCAUUGAUGGUUUCAGCUGUCCAUACUGGAUUGAUGGAGGUUUCCUUUGCACGAAGGGCAUCAAUUGAACCAGAGCUCAGGAUGGCACAUAACCUGCACAAGAUGUCAUCUCUGCUGGGAGGCGCACUGUUCAUUGCUGAUGAUUGCUUCCCUGACACUCCCUAUAUCCACGCCGCAUGGCAUCUUGCCGCCACAAUUGGCAUUGGCACAUGCAACAAGCUUCUUGAAUGACACUGCAAACAUUCCUGCUGAUAUCAACGAGUAGUUGAUUUCAGUGUUAUCCGGAAGUUGAAGUGCAUCCGAUGAUAGCAACUUGUCGACAAUUAAAACAGUAAACACCAUAGGUCUAUAAUGGAGAGGAGAUUGAAGUUUUAUCAGGUUGAUGCCCCAUACUGUUUUCCUUCUUACCUCUCAUAAAAGAGUUGUAGGUAAGUGUAGAUGAACUAGGUGUCUAGGUUGGCUUAUGUAUGUAUUUCUGCUAGGAUUUUGCAUUGAUUUUUCAUCAUUAUUGUGACAAUGAGGUGAGCUGUUGACCUGUUGUAGGGAGUUUUCACCACAGAAUAAAGAUGAAACAAGAGAUUUCUCGGUGUA
Panicum virgatum (switchgrass) is the source of this 1434-nucleotide messenger RNA. RefSeq lists its product as uncharacterized. The record is from RefSeq and is a predicted model, not a curated record. Lineage: Eukaryota; Viridiplantae; Streptophyta; Magnoliopsida; Poales; Poaceae. The transcript is spliced from 7 exons. The coding region runs from base 298 to 1074 and encodes 258 amino acids.